AUCACCGGGCUCUACGUCACCUUCGUCUUCGCGAUCGGUCGCUUCCUGCGGCUGUCCGUGUCGUCGCUGCGACUGCGGAUACCGACGGAGGAUCUUCCCUCCACGAGGAGGUUGGUGGCGCUCUGCCAGGACAUCUACGUGGCUCGGGCGGAAGGCGAGCUGGUUUUGGAGGAGCAGUUAUUCCGGGCGCUGAUCAACGUGUAUCGCUCGCCAGAGCUGCUUUUCGAACUGUCCCGAAAAAAGCAUAAACAGGCGUGA
Messenger RNA from Volvox carteri f. nagariensis, 258 nucleotides. RefSeq lists its product as uncharacterized. Gene Ontology annotation, molecular function: monoatomic cation channel activity; mechanosensitive monoatomic ion channel activity. The annotation marks the transcript as partial. NCBI's taxonomy places the organism in Eukaryota, Viridiplantae, Chlorophyta, Chlorophyceae, Chlamydomonadales, Volvocaceae. Gene Ontology annotation, biological process: detection of mechanical stimulus; regulation of membrane potential; cellular response to mechanical stimulus. Gene Ontology annotation, cellular component: membrane. The transcript has 2 exons. The record is from RefSeq and is a predicted model, not a curated record.